Molecule: messenger RNA, 1554 nt
Organism: Equus caballus (horse)
Lineage: Eukaryota; Metazoa; Chordata; Mammalia; Perissodactyla; Equidae
Gene: RAB20
Product: RAB20, member RAS oncogene family
Biological process (GO): intracellular protein transport
Cellular component (GO): endomembrane system
Molecular function (GO): GTPase activity; GTP binding
Source: RefSeq, a predicted model, not a curated record
GGGGCGGGGCCGGGGGCGCCUUGGGCCCGGCGCGGACCGCCGCGGGCAGGACACCCGAGGUGGGCGCCGGGCUGGGUGCCCCGCUCCUGCCCCGGCGGGGACGCGCGCUUCCUCUUCCACGCGCCGGGGCGUCCGGACGGGAGGGUCCCGGCGGGUCUCCGCAAGUUCGGGUCCCUGCGAGUCUGGGUCUCCGCGAGUGCCGGGUCCCCGCGAGUCUGGGUCUCCGCGAGUCCCGGGUCCCAGCGGUCUCGGGGGCUGCGGCCGGUUGCUCCGAUUGCGCCGGGGACACACAGACCGGACAGGCGCGGGGAGCAGGAGGGGGGCAUCCAGCGGGAAGAUGAGGAAGCCCGACGGGAAGAUUGUGCUUUUGGGGGACAUGAACGUGGGCAAGACGUCGCUGCUUCAGAGGUACAUGGAGCGGCGCUUCCCCGACACGGUCAGCACGGUGGGCGGCGCCUUCUACCUGAAGCAGUGGCGCUCCUACAACAUCUCCAUCUGGGACACCGCAGGGCGCGAGCAGUUCCAUGGCCUGGGCUCCAUGUACUGCCGGGGGGCGGCCGCCGUCAUCCUCACCUACGAUGUGAACCACCUGCAGAGCCUGGUGGAGCUGGAGGAGCGGUUCCUGGGCCUGACGGACACGGCCAAUGCCGACUGCCUCUUCGCCAUUGUGGGGAACAAGGUGGACCUCAGGGAGGAGGGGGCUGCGGAGAGCCAGGAGGAGGACGGACACAGCCCCGGGAUGGCCAGCGGCGGCUGCGCAUCGCUGAAGGUGCCCAAGCAGGUGCGGCCGGAGGACGCCGUGGCGCUUUAUAAAAAGAUCCUGAAGUACAAGAUGCUGGAUGAGAAGGACGCGCCGGCCGCUGAGCAGAUGUGCUUCGAGACCAGCGCCAAAACUGGGCACAACGUGGACCUGCUGUUUGAAACCUUGUUUGAGAUGGUGGUGCCCAUGAUCCUGAGGCAGAGAUCCCAGGGGCCAGCGCAGACUGUCGACAUCACCAGUUACAAGCCACCCGGACGGACCAAGGCUGGGUGCUGUGCCUGACUCAUGGGGCCCCCAACCCCAGUUUACAUGAUUGGCAGGUGUGUGGCCACCGAGCUGUAGUCAGAAGGGGCACAGAAAGUCAACGAGUUACUUUGUGACGGCGCCUGGAGGAGACCCGAGCGGAAAGAGCAGCUGGUUAUGAGGAGAAGGUCAAUGUGCACAGUUGCCUGCGUCUCCAUCGCUGCCUGGGGAGGUGGGGAGCAAAUGAAUCAUCUACAGAAAGCGCUCUGCUGAGCCGAGGCUGCUGGAGGCCUGUGCCCUCGCGGCUCCCUUCCUGACUGCCUGGCUCCGACCGGAGCCGUUGCCUGGCCGUGUGCACCUAUCGGCACCUGCACAUCUUCCCGCUUCUUGUGCUCAGAUGUCCCACUUCACUGUGAUUUAUCUUUGGUCCCUGUAUCUUGAGGCAUCAUAAUGAUUCUCGAUGUGAAUUUAUAUGAAAUCAGGAAUCACCUUUUUUAUAUUGGUUGCAGCAGCGUGAGCGACACAUAUUAUUAAAGAGGAUUUGAGAAGGA